Molecule: messenger RNA, 1051 nt
Organism: Candidula unifasciata
Lineage: Eukaryota; Metazoa; Mollusca; Gastropoda; Stylommatophora; Geomitridae
Source: the annotation of a GenBank genome assembly
AUGUGUGUGCAACAAUCAGUCUAUGAUAGCCUGGCAUUAGACAAAGGAUGUGGGCCAUCAUUUGACCCAGGGAGACUGGUUCGUCUGCAGUCUAAACAAAGAUAUGAGAAUCCAGAGAGAGCGAGACUGUUUAGUCUGAUACUUCACAACAAUGUGGGUAGUCUGACACUUUACAACAAUGUAAGUAGUCUGACACUUUACAACAAUGUAAGUAGUCUGGCACUUUACAACAAUGUAAGUAGUCUGACACUUUACAACAAUGUGGGUAGUCUGAUACUUUACAAUAAUGUAAGUAGUCUGACACUGUACAACAAUGUGGGUAGUCUGACACUUCACAACAAUGUAAGUAGUCUAACACUUCACAACAAUGUAAGUAGUCUGACACUUUACAACAAUGUGGGUAGUCUGACACUUUACAACAAUGUGGGUAGUCUGGCACUUUACAACAAUGUAAGUAGUCUGACACUUUACAACAAUGUGGGUAGUCUGACACUUUACAACAAUGUAAGUAGUAUGAUACUUUACAACAAUGUAAGUAGUCUUGCACUUCACAACAAUGUGGGUAGUCUGACACUUUACAACAAUGUAAGUAGUCUGACACUUCACAACAAUGUAAGUAGUCUGACACUUUACAACAAUGUGGGUAGUCUGACACUUUACAACAAUGUGGGUAGUCUGGCACUUUACAACAAUGUAAGUAGUCUGACACUUUACAACAAUGUGGGUAGUCUGGCACUUUACAACAAUGUAAGUAGUCUGACACUUCACAACAAUGUGGGUAGUCUGACACUUUACAACAAUGUAAGUAGUCUAGCACUUCACAACAAUGUAAGUAGUCUAGCACUUCACAACAAUGUAAGUAGUCUAGCACUUCACAACAAUGUAAGUAGUCUGACACUUUACAACAAUGUAAGUAGUCUGGCACUUCACAACAAUGUGGGUAGUCUGACACUUUACAACAAUGUAAGUAGUCUAGCACUUCACAACAAUUUAAGUAGUCUGACACUUUACAACAAUGUAAGUAGUUUGACACUUUACAACAAUGUAAGUA